Molecule: messenger RNA, 2862 nt
Organism: Frankliniella occidentalis (western flower thrips)
Lineage: Eukaryota; Metazoa; Arthropoda; Insecta; Thysanoptera; Thripidae
Product: tribbles homolog 2-like
Biological process (GO): positive regulation of proteasomal ubiquitin-dependent protein catabolic process; regulation of MAP kinase activity; protein phosphorylation
Cellular component (GO): nucleus
Molecular function (GO): ATP binding; protein kinase activity; mitogen-activated protein kinase kinase binding
Source: RefSeq, a predicted model, not a curated record
GGCCGGCUCGGCUGGCGAGCGCCAGUCGUACCAUGGAGCGCUCCGGAGCAACUCGUUCUUGCCGCUUGUAGGGGACGCCGGCCCAGUGGCCUGACUGUACCGUACCCAGCCGAGCCGAGCGCGAACGUGACCUCACCUCGUCCACAUACACACCCGUGCGACCGCGCCUACCCCCGAGAAGAAGUUAGCGAUUCCAACGGGAGUGUGUGUGUGUAUGUGUGCGCGCGUUUCUGAGUGAGAGGGAAGAUCGCAGCAGAGCAGUGCAUCAGUCAGGAUCGAUAGCCAUAACAACGGGUCGAGCAACCACCGACCGGUGUCCCCUAGCCAGCCAGCGAGAAGAGGCCGUUUUGGAUUUAACGCACCACCCACAAGACGACCGGACCAUUUUGGAUUAACGUGCCGAUGACAACAAGCGACUCAACACCAAGAAUCCGAGCCAUUAUAGUUAAUUUUAUCGUAUGAACCGCGUGUGUUUGUGAGUGUGGAAACCAGUGAUACUGCAGUGAAAUGUAUUAGUUACCGCGUUAAACCCAAAAGUAUUUUCUCGUCUCUCUCGACACGGAGAAAAACAAACCGUCUUUUCUACUUUUAUAAAAAAUAAUUCCGCGUGUGCCUGUGAAGUGCCAGUGAAGUUGUAGUUUCAAUGCAAGAGGAUACGAGCAGCAGUUCCGAUGAAGUGUCCCAGCUGCUGUUUAGGACCAAGGACCAUGACCCCUCGGCCCGGGCGGACGCGCCCCUGGAGGCCGAGGGCUCCGAGUGCCCCGAGGUGCCGGAGGGCGCGGACGGCCCCGCCCCGCCUCCGUCGGUGCCCCGCGAGGCGGCCUUCGGCUCUGCUUUCGGCUCUGCCUUCGGCCCCGCCUUUGGCCCGCCCGGCCUCGGACUGUUCAAAAACCUGCCCCUGCCCUCGUUCGCGGCCGUGCCCCCCGCGGGGCCCGGCCCGGCCAGCCCCUCUCUGAGCCCCGCCGGCGGCGCCGAGCACCUGUCCAUGCCGCCCUGCCCCGGGGCCGGGGCGGCUGCCGGCGGCGUGGACGCGUCGCCCCGCAUCGCGCCCAUCACCUUCGUCGCCAACAAGUACGUCCUGCUGGACAAGGUAGAGGGCAGCUCGUUCUUCAACUGCGUCGACGUCCACACGAGGGAGCAGCUCGUCUGCAAGGUGGUGGGCCGCGAGGCGGGCUCGCUGCUGUCGGCGCACUUCCGCGUCGACGGCCACCCGGCGCUCAACAGCCUGCGCGAGGUGAUGCUCGGCUCCAAGCACAUGUACCUCGUGUUCCCGGCCUCGCACGGCGACCUGCACACGCACGUGCGCACCCGGCGGCGGCUGCGCGAGUCGGAGGCGCGCCGCCUCUUCAGGCAGAUGGCGGAGUGCGUGCGGCACUGCCACGAGAACGGCAUCGUGCUGCGCGACCUCAAGCUGCGCAAGUUCGUCUUCACCGACCGACAAAGGUUGACUCAAUCUUGGCCUAUUUCUUGUUAUGCCAAUUAAAUUAUUCUGUGAUAGGAAACAUGUUAAAUUAUGAAAUUGAGAUUUUAGUCCCAAUUGUUAGUACAUUGUGAUAUCAAAUUCUGAAACGAGUACACCAUAUGUGCUAUGUUGAAACUAAAAUUGGUAAAUAUAAAGCUAAUUAUCUAGCUUAAAAUAAUACAUUUUCUCCGACAUGAGUAAGAAUUUCUCAGUAUGCAUACAGUCACGUUUCUGUACUGUCCGGAAUGAAACAUCUAUGCAGACAUUUUCAAUGUGUCUCGACAUUCCUAUUGGUAAAUAUGGUAUGGAUUUUGUGAUCAAACUGAUGUAUAUUCUGUCAACAUAUCCAGACCUUAUUCCUGCCAUGUUUUGAUUAGUGAGCUGAUCCCAAGAUGUCCAUAAUAAUGGAAAAAGACAGUGCUAAAAAGCCAAAAUUUUAUAUCAGCAUGAUUUUAAAUCUGGUCUUAUCGCUCCUUACUAAUUCAGAGGCUUUGCUUCCUGUAUUAGAAAAAAUAUAAAGGACAGUUCCAUCACCGCCUAGUAACAGAAAACCUGACCGUCUUUUGUGUUGCAUUUACAUCCUGUUCCUUUAGUUAGCAUUGCCAUACAGUUCUACAGAUGCACAAUCUUUAGACCAAAAGUGACAGUUAGUUUUCAAGCAAUUUAAAGCAUAAACAGUUAAGAAUUAGACAUACCUGCCUGUGUAUAACUUAUUUAUUGUGUUCAAGUGGACAGAACGAGAUCUCAAUUUGUUUUAAAAUUGUGUUGUUCCUUUAUGACAUGUUGUCUAUGUUGUGGUGGAUUAUAAAGUCAUAUUCUACAAAUUUUUGUAAUUUAAGCUCUUACAUUCUAUGAUAACCUGAAGCUGAUAUUUGAAAUACGUUUUGUUAAGAGUUCAAAGUUUUCUGUUAUCAAUGAAAACAAGUUAUUGUAAGGGUUUCAAACAAAUAAUUUCAUUGGGCAAUUUAAAUGUUUUGCUUUAAUUUAUAAAACUAUUUAUAGUCAACAUUUGUGAGGGUUAAUUAACAGAAAUUUCAGAUUCUUUUAAUUGUUACAAUCAUCAUCUCAAGCCGUCUUUUCUUGAGUUCAGAAUGUUUCGGAAAUUGAUAUUGAUUAUAAUUGUUCUCUGGUAAUUCAUGUUUUCUAAAUCAACACCAUCUAUUGCUCAUCCUUACAGUCCCACAAUCUCCAGAUGCAGUAUAUCAAUGAAAAAGAGAUCCAAGGGAGCAUGGAAAGGAGAAAAAGUAGAGGGCAAGGAUGUUGUUCUUAUUAUGUAUGAAGUUGUUGUAAAUAUUUAUUAGGUAAUAACUAAGAACUCAAGACUGAAAGGUGUAUGUUAAUAUCCUAUUUGUGCAGAAAAAAUUCAAGCUGCAGAACAUAUUAAAUUGAUUUCCAAGCAA